UUUUGCUAGUCUGUCUUCGCUGAUCUAAAGAGGGAUGUUGCAACGUCCCAAGCCAGGCGGCUCGGAGGCGGACCUCCUGAGAGAGCAGGAGGAGUUCAUCAAAUCUGGAGCUCCGGCUGCUGCCACCGUGCUCCGCCGACCCGACAAGAGGCGGGGUGAGAUGGGAGAAGGCCCCGAGGAGGAUCUUCAGAGUCACGAUCCAGAAAAUCAGAGGGAUGUGGUCACCAUAGAAGAUCUUCCGGACCAGCUUCCAUCCCUGACACCAGCGCCUCCUAAGAAGUCCCGCUUCAAACACAGCCGCGUCACCUUUGAGGACGAGGAUGCAGGGGAUACGCUGGACAUGCAUGACACCCACAUCAGUGCGGUUCUGUCCAAGAUUGUUGAACGAGAUAUCAGCUCCAUUCCAAUAUCACUGCCGGAAUUUACAGGCAUUGCAUUUCCCAAAGCAUUGCAUCGCUCAGCGAACGGCGCUCAGCAGGUGCCUCUGUCGGCCGUAGGUGGGAAGAAGAGCAUCUUUGCUCAACAGUUAGCGGCUCAGAGACUAAAAGAGGGAAAAGUCCCAUUAGACUUGAUAUCUCGAGAUACACCGAAACACAAACCACCGGAACAGACUGAUAUGACUUAUCACACUGGAGACACAGGGCCAUGUUCAUUGUCAAGUUUAAGACUGGUCUCUGGUGAAGGACUUGGGUGUUCCAAUCGCUCAGAGGAGACCAGGAGGAUCCACAAUGAGAACCAGGAGAAGAUCCUGGCAAUGUCCCUGUCUGAGAUACAAGAGGAACAGGCGAGGCUCUUAUCGCAGCUUGAUCCAAGUCUGGUGGAGUUUGUCCGAUCCCGCAGAGCUGCAAGCGGCCCGGCUCCUUCCUCCUCACACGAACGCCCAGAGGGCAAAAGCAGCGAGGAAAGUGUUCAUCUCAGUUCAGACUCCACCAGUGUUGCUGCACCCUCUCCAAAACCCAAAGACGUGGAGAUGGAAGAGGAAGAGGAGGAAGAAGAGGAACUGUCGCCUCUAUCUGCCAUGAUUGAUCUGCCAGUUAAGCCUCAGAAGGAAUGGGUGCACAUGGAUCAACUGGAGCCCGAUAAGCUGGAGUGGAUGGGGGACAUUCCUCCACCCAGAAAAACCCGAACCAAAAAGGCCAUGCAGGCCCGUUUUGAUUUUAACGGAACUCUUAUCCCUCCCACGGAAGAUUUGCCCACUCACCUGGGCCUGCAUCACCAUGGAGACGAGCCUGAGCGUGCAGGUUACUCCCUACAAGAGCUUUUCCUUCUCUCUCGCAGUCAACUCAUCCAACAGAGGAGUUUGGCGCUCAGCACCCUCCGCAAUAUCCUCUUAAAGGCCCGCGCUGGGGACUACCAUUCAGCCCUGCAAGGCAGUGUGAUGGCCACUCUGCUCGACGCCGGCCUGCUCUUCCUGCUUCGCUUUGCCCUGGAUGAUGGCGUGGAAGGAGUGCUGGGCGCUGCGGUGCAUGCACUCAGAGCACUUCUGGUGUGCGCAGAAGAUGAAGAGUGUUUGGACCUCACCUUCCACUGGUUUCGUGGGCUGGCCACCUUCCCCCUGCUGCCAUCUCAGGGGGAAGAGGAGGAAGACGAUGAAGGGCUGGAUGAAAGUUUAAAAGAGACUGCCAAGGAGAGGGAGGAGAGGAAGACUGAUCAUGACGUGGCUGGGCUGGAUGUUGUCAAGGGUCUCCUGAGAAUGAAACUUCUCCCCAGAUUACGUUACAUCCUCGAGGUUGUCCGACCCUGCCCCCGGGUUGUUCAGGAUAUACUUGAGAUCCUGACCCGUAUUGCCAGACACUCUUCAUCGUCUGCCACUCAGGUGUUGGACUGUCCUCGCAUGAUUGAGACGGUGAUGUCGGAGUUCCUUCCCACUUCCUGGACAGUGCCAUCUUUUUCCUUCCCCCAGUCUGUUUAUGGAUUCCCUCUUGUUUGCGCCAUGAAGCUCAUAAGGGUUUUGGCUACUUCUGGCAGACAUGCAUGUGCCAGACUGUUGAACUCUGCGGGUUUGAGGGAGCGUCUGUCUCGUCUGCUUAGUGCUGAGCCCAGUGACCUCUUGUUGGAGUCUCGCAAGGCCCUCAGAAUCACCACAGAAGCUUAUAGGAUGUGGGCUGUGGCAGCUGGCUAUGGUCAGGCCUGCGACCUGUACAUAGAUUUGUAUCCAGCCUUACUGACGGCGUUGCAGACAGUUCGUACCGCGCUGGACCCCGCUGACCCUCUGUUGCAUCUGCAACUUGAGAAGGUUUUGGCUCUGCUCACUCUGCUCACUCAGGUUACACAUACUGCUGGUUGCCACCAGGAACUGCAAGCUGGCAUGGUCAGUUCUUCAGGAAAUGAAUGCCCUCCUCCUCCUCCGGUGUCAUGGGGGCAUGUCACAGGGUUGCCGGCAACACUUGUGGGCCAUUUGAAGAGUUUUGUGAUGGGUCUUGAUAAUCCACAACAGAGAGACAGCAGUCUGGCACUGAUACCAGCUUACCUGAUCUACUUUGAGGCAUUCUACCAUAAGCUCCCCAGACAGAACUCUUUCAAGCCAGUGGAAACCCUUCACGAACUGGAGCAGCUGACUAAUGAGGUUCUUCUUCCUCUGAUGUCCCACAGUGUUGUGCAAGACCUGCUCAAGAACCUAAAGUCCUCCUCAGUAGUAUGCAAUGUCCUAUCUGGUCUUGUGGAUCCGGACCCCUCUCCCAGCCUCCCUGGUUUGGCUUGCCCAGGAUGGAGGGACCGUCCAGGCUUGAUGGCUCACUCCUCUCCCUUCCCUCUCCUCACAAGCCUCGCAUUCCUUUUAGACACGAUCAUGGGCAUCCACAAAGGUCUCACCUGCAAGUUUACGAGCAUCCUUGUGUCAGAUCCUGUCAUUGGUUACCUGCGAGUUGUCAGUCAGGCUACACCCACCCUGUCUCAUACUUGGUCCUGGCUCCAUCGUCACGAGCACCACCUCAUCUACAUGCUGCUGCGCUUGGCAUACAGAUCGGUUUCCAUUGUGCCACAAGUGGAAAAGCAUGCGCCGCUCUUCCACCAGGUGGCGCUCGUUCUUCUCCCAUGGUUAUUGCCUGGGAGCGAGCACCUUGCUCAUGACCUGCUGGCCACCAUCGUCUUUAGCAAGGACUUCAUAUCGGAGAGCCACAGUGGUGGCCCGGAGGUUAUCGAGCUCGGGGAACUGCAUCUCCACGAUGAAACGAGCCAUCACAACUCUCCUUCGCUCCAAAUUGUGGGAGCUCUCCUGAGGGAAGCCUGCACCAACCUGGCCUCCAUUCGUGGCUGCUUCCUUACACAUCUGGCCCACCUGGAGUCAUCUGUGCUGCUCUCCCAGGAUGCUCUCUUUGGCCGCAACCCCUGGAUCAAAUCCCACCUCCUCCCAGAACUGUCGGGGCCCAUGCUGCCAUCAGACUGGCCAUUCCUUCCACUUGUCAGCCUGUAUGAGAAAACCGGGGCGCCUGAUGGCGGAGGACUCUCUGUUGAGGAGCUCCCCCAGGGGGUUCUGAUGGCAGUCACUCAAUGUCUGCAGUGGUUGCUGGUGCUGGAAGUCUGGCGGGAGGAAGCCCUUAAGGUGAUCCUUCCGGUUUCAAAGCUGGCCCGGCUGUCUUGUGUGUUCCUGUGUUCCAGUGAUUUGUUCCUGGAGAAACCGGUUCAAAAACUGACCUGGGCUCUGUUCCGGUUACUAUCCAGGCCAUCAAGACUGGAAUGUUUAGACCUCAACAUUACCCCUCCAGGUCUGGCCUCCUUCCACGAUUUGUACUGCGCCCUCUUGGCUCAGUACGAGGCCGUGUCAUUUGGGGACCGCCUCUUCGGCUGCUGGAUUCUGUUGCCCUUGCAGAGGAAGUACAGCGCCACCUUGAGGUUGGCUGUCUUUGGGGAACAUGUGGGCAUUCUGAGGUCAUUGGGUGUCACUCUGGAACAGCUUGCCAUCCCCGUGGAGCGGUUCACCUCCCCCCCUGAAGAUUCCCUUCCUCUGGUACGCCUCUAUUUCCGCUCCCUUGUCACCGGUAGCCUGAAGCCUUCCUGGUGUCCCGUCCUGUAUGUGGUGGCUCUGGCUCAUGUCAACACUUUUGUCUUCUCUCAGGAUGCUGCAGCCCAGGAGCUCGAAGCAGCACGACACAGCAUGCUGAGGAUAAUCUACCGCAUGUCGGAAGAGGUGUUAAAGAAGCACCUGUUGCUGUUCCGCAUGCCCAAACAGGACUCCCAGUUGGGUUUUGACAUGUAUGAUCAGUUGCCUCCCGGAAGAGCGAAGCAUUUGGAGAGCGUCGUCGGCCUGCAGAACAGCGGUGGCUGUCAAGCGGAGGAGAGGUGAAGAGGAGAAUGACAACAGCGGUGAAAUUAGAAAAAACAUUUUUACAUUUAAAUUUAAAUCAUGAAAAGACUUUGGGGCCCAAUGUUGUGCUUUUGACCCACAAUUAUUUUGGACAUUUACAGAAAAUGACAUUAACAUUUACAUUUUUCAGUGUCAGGUUGUAGAAUUUCAUUUAUUUGCAGGAUUGUGCACUCGACUGAACUGUUUCUUUGACAGUGGAUGACUCUUGGUAGAGUCUUUCUAGGGAUGGCUAAACAGCUGCACACUCACGCUCAGUCGUCUUUUUUUUGGUUUGCGCCACAUAACGUACCUUAAAUCGAUACAGUGUCAUGGAUUAUCAUCUCAUAGUAUCCUCACAUUUGUUUAGUGUAGCAGCGCUUGAAAUUGAAACCUGAGCUAAAAUGUCAAUAAAUGUCUGACUUUUUGAUAGGUU
Molecule: messenger RNA, 4715 nt
Organism: Hippocampus zosterae (dwarf seahorse)
Lineage: Eukaryota; Metazoa; Chordata; Actinopteri; Syngnathiformes; Syngnathidae
Gene: rpap1
Product: RNA polymerase II associated protein 1
Exons: 27
Coding region: 35-4282 (1415 amino acids)
Biological process (GO): transcription by RNA polymerase II
Cellular component (GO): nucleus
Source: RefSeq, a predicted model, not a curated record